CCACUCCAAUGUCCAAGCCCAGACCAAAAACAGUCAAGCGUCAUACAAGUUACGCAAGCCCCCCCUGGCACAGCUGACCUCUCGGACCCAUAUUCUUGCAUCACUGACGCAGCUCCGCGCCCUCGAACCAUCAUCACCCGAACACACCACUUCUUGUCAUUCCUGAGAUUCCUCACCAGAACACCGAAUUCUACACUACAACAAACACACUCACUUCUCCAACAAAGCCCUCUUUUACCUAUCCAUUGCCAUGUGCUCGACCGACCUCUUCCUCGGCAUCCUGGCCAUCCUCUUUCCCCCGCUCCCAGUCUGGGUAAAGCGCGGAAUUUGCUCUGCCGACUCCCUAAUCAACAUCCUCCUUCUCUGCUUGGGUUUUAUCCCUGGCCUAAUCCACGCCUGGUACAUCAUCGCCAAGUACCCCGACAUCCCCUACGACUACGACUACCAAGCCCCCUCCAACGCCGAGCACGGCCGCGUCUACGUCUUUGUCCACGACAACAACCACCGUCAAGGCCACCCUCACCAAGGUCAACCCCGUCUCCAAAACCAGCAACCCAAAGCCCAUCCUCAGCCAAACUACGGCACCACAGCCCACAACAACAACCACAGCAGUGGUCACGAAGAGGGUGUCGCCCCUGCCGCUGGCCCCUCCUCAGGAGGUCCUCCCCCAAGUUACGCCCAGGUUGUCGCCCAAGGUCCCGGAGACCACAAGGUUCAGACCCAAGAUUAGAAGUUUCGUCUUCCUUCUUACCACAGUUUCACUCCAUCUCUUCAACGGAACGCAACCACCGCUGCUGCCAAGGUCACAGCAACAAUCAACCCGAUCAAAUGGUGGGACUGGACCUAGGAUGUCCCAGAUGAGUCGGAUCUCCCCAUGCCGCCACGGUGCUCGCGGCCUUGUUGCGCGGAGGACUGGAGGGGAAGUGUGACCUGGAGCAGGAGAAACUCGAGGGCUGGUGACGCCACCACGGCUUCGGGUUGGCGUACACGCAGAGGGAGCAGGAGGGUGAGCUGGAUCCCGUGGAGGGGAAAGCUCUGGUGAUUUCUUUGGACACGGUGGCUUUGAUGUUUUGGGUUUGGGCGGCUUCUUUUGUUUCAUUUUGGUCAGGCGUCUACGUUGUGGGGUCAUGGAUGGGCUGGGUGGCACGAUGGGAUGGAUGUAUGACAAAUGCAAGAGGGUUGAAACGGAACCGCUAUAGGCUUGUGUAAGUGGGUAUGUACAGGGUACAAAACGAAUAUCAUG
Molecule: messenger RNA, 1243 nt
Organism: Podospora pseudocomata
Lineage: Eukaryota; Fungi; Ascomycota; Sordariomycetes; Sordariales; Podosporaceae
Exons: 3
Coding region: 251-730 (159 amino acids)
Cellular component (GO): membrane
Source: RefSeq, a predicted model, not a curated record